AUGAAGAAGGCUGCUCAGGAGAAAACCGGCUUUAUAACUGACCAUGGACUCUAUUGCUAUAAAGUGAUGCCUUUUGGCUUGAAGAACACUGGGGCAACCUACCAGAGAGGGAUCGAAGCAAAUCCUGAGAAACUCAGAGCAAUAAUAGAGAUGAAGUCGCCCACGAACUUGAACGAAAUACAAAAAUUGGCGGGGAAGAUUGCAACUCUGAACAGAUGGUCAAUCGAACUAAGUGAGUAUGAGAUCAGCUACAAACCAAAGAACGAUGUGAAAGGGCAGAUAUUAGCCGAUUUUGUAGCAGGGUUUUCCAACUUCAAAGAAGAAGUCCAGAAGCCACCUGAGAAGAAUCCAUGGCAAGUGUAUGUAGAUGGCUCGGAGGAGGAGUCAGUACUUGCCGGAUUGACGAUCACGAGGGUACUAGGAGGCGAAGAAGUCGAAAUGAAAGCCGAUUCACAAGAAGAAUCUGUGUAUAUGAUGAAAGAAGUACACGAAGGAAUUUGCGGGAGUCACUCAAGAGGACGAUCACUAGUCGCAAAGAUUGUAAGGGCAUGUUACUAUUGGCCUAAUGCACUCAAAGAUGCAAAGGAGUUCGUGAAGAAAUGUGUUCAAUGCCAGAUUCAUGUGCCAAUCCCAGGUGCACCCCCUUGA
Molecule: messenger RNA, 648 nt
Organism: Juglans regia (Persian walnut)
Lineage: Eukaryota; Viridiplantae; Streptophyta; Magnoliopsida; Fagales; Juglandaceae
Exons: 5
Coding region: 1-648 (215 amino acids)
Source: RefSeq, a predicted model, not a curated record